This is a messenger RNA of Mesocestoides corti, 696 nucleotides long. The record is from the annotation of a GenBank genome assembly. NCBI's taxonomy places the organism in Eukaryota, Metazoa, Platyhelminthes, Cestoda, Cyclophyllidea, Mesocestoididae.
AUGAACUACAGCGACGUGGUCUCCGAGGAUGUGCUCAAAUCCCGCAAUCCAGGCUGUAACUGCACUGAUGACUGCUCGUCUGAGAGUGAAUGUGCCUGUCUAGUACGCUCUUAUGGCCGAAAUUACAGCAUACUAGAGCAUUUGCUGUUACAGGUGCUAAACUGCACAAAUCGCCUGGUCCAAUACUUUACGAACGAUUUUACCGCUCUGCAGGUUUAUGAAACGGCAACAAGGGGUCGCGGAGUCCAAGCUACACGUGACCUAGUUCCAGGCGAGUUUGUGUGCACAUUCAAAGGACUCUAUUUGCCCAUGACCUCAGCGUAUAACGAGGCUGCGCUGCAAUUCAAGCGGUAUGGAGACAUUUACGUCAUGGUUGUCCGGGAGUUUAUAGGCUACGCUCACCGCCUCGUUGUCGAGACAGCAAUUGACGGCACCAGUAUGGAUUGGGAAAUCAAAAAUUACCCACCGCCGUCCGCAUUCAUAAACCAUUCCUGUUGCCCCAACAUGACCGUCGUUCCCGUGCGAGUUGAGACUGACCAACCAAUCUUCGCGUUGUUUGCGACUAAAGAUAUUGAUCUGGGCGAGGAACUCACGUAUGACUACAUCGAAAAGUCAGGCGAACAUAUCAUACCUUCUAGCAAACGGUGUCUUUGUGGGGCUGAAAAUUGUCGGCGAUUGCUUCCACAAUUUAUCUGA